Messenger RNA from Sinocyclocheilus grahami, 1510 nucleotides. Its product is annotated as sphingomyelin phosphodiesterase 4-like. Gene Ontology annotation, biological process: glycerophospholipid catabolic process; ceramide biosynthetic process; sphingomyelin catabolic process. Lineage: Eukaryota; Metazoa; Chordata; Actinopteri; Cypriniformes; Cyprinidae. The transcript is spliced from 10 exons. The record is from RefSeq and is a predicted model, not a curated record. The coding region runs from base 34 to 1266 and encodes 410 amino acids. Gene Ontology annotation, molecular function: sphingomyelin phosphodiesterase D activity.
CAGGUUUGGUGUUGAUUUGUGGUCUGAGUUUUAAUGGCUGCACCUGCCCUGCAACAGCCCAGUUAUCUUCUGGCCAAUUUAAAGGCAGACUGGACCAUUAAAACUCUUCAUCAAAGAUGUGACGAGUUGAGCAAAAUUAUAGAUUUCCCUGCAAAGGAGCUGCAUGCAAUCUUUCCCUGGUUGGUGGAGAGUGUGUUCGGGAGCCUGGAUGGAAUCCUUAAUGGCUGGAACCUGCGGUAUCUGCAGGCUCGCAUGGCAGAGUACAACAUUGCCGUGGACUUCCUGGGCCCAAGUAUUACCACUGUUUUUCAGAUUUACUUCAUGUUUUGGCAUGAACUUCAUGGUUGUGUGUUUCUAAAGGUGUUUGUGGAGAUGUGGCUCCAUCACUAUUCUCUGGAGAUGUACCAGAAGCUGCAGUCUCCUCAGGUGAAGGUAAGAAUCUGGUUUUGGGUGUUAAAGCUCAUCCAGAUUAUCGCCCAAGCCCGACAGACGGCUAAACGGAUAUCGGAUCAUUCCACGGAAAUGGCUGCAAACAACUCUUUUCUCUCAUGGUUUAGCGUUGGUUCCUCGGAUCAUAACAACACUUUUAACGGAGGAGAGAUGGAUGAUAUGGGAGAGGGUGUGAAGAAAACCCAUGAGUUCCUGGACAAAGCACUGGACUACCUCUGUCAGAUAUUCCGGUUGAAUGCAGGGCAGCUGUCUCAGCUGAUAGGCAAUGUGGCAUCUGUAGACGAUGAAGGGGCAUCUAAACAACUGCCAGACUGCAUCCCGAGUGAAAAUGGGCUUUUGUUAACAGACCUGGGCAGGUUGCAGAUCAUCAAUGGUCUUCGCAGAUUUGAAAUCGAAUAUCAAGGAGAUCCAGAGCUUCAGCCUAUCAGGAGCUACGAAAAUGCUUUUUUGGUUCGACUGAUGUUCCAGAUCUCGUCCUUUAUUAAUGCAAGAUUUGGCGACCACAUGGAGGUGCUGUGUUCUCGACAGGACCUCCUGGGCAGUAUAGGACGACACUACUUGAGAAGUUCCUCAAAAGUGGCAGAGCAAUGGCGGAAGAGUCCGGUGACACGGCAGAUGAGGGAACGCCCUCAGCGAGCCCGUCUCAGCCUGCGGGUGUUAGCCAGCUAUCGCACCCUCCUCAUCCUCCUCCUGCUCUACAUGCUGUUUGCACUACUGUCAUUCAGUGUUCUCUCCAGCACUGGACUCAUUCUCAUCGUCAGCUUUCUAUAUGAGCUCCUGUUGAACUUUCUUGAUGAAAAACUAAAGACUCAGUAAAUAAAGAUUCAUGAUGCCUUUUUAUAUUUUAUUUUUUUAAUGUCAAUACUAAACUUCUAGCAACCUGUUCUCCAAGGUGCAUGAAGGUUUUUAUAUACAGUAUUUGCACUGCAAGUGUAUUGGUACAUUUAAUGACAAAAAAUUUAAUGGGGAAUGUCAUGUCUAAUGCACAGGGGGGUUUUUUAAAUCUGUGAGUGGUGGUUAAUCCAGCUUUUCAGUCAUUAAAUUCAUUUAUAAUGGUGUA